GGGAGCGCGCGCGCCGCGUCUGACGUCUCACUCGCGCGCCGCCGCUCGCCACAGCUCCACGAUCGAACGACUCACGUCCGCGCCCGGUGUCGUAUUACAGCUCUAAAUAUAACUCGCGAGCGCGAUCGCCAAUUUAGAAACGGUCUCGCGCCGUGUUUUAAACCAGUGAUUGACAGUGCUAAGUGAAGAAUACUACCCUGAUCGUCGAGCUAUCGGCCGCCGAAAUGGCACAGUUAAUAACUGUGCGGUUGAACAAAGCCGACCAACAGCCCUUGGGUUUCCGUCUGCAGGGCGGCAAAGACUUCGGCACACCUCUUGUUGUUCAGAAGGUAAAUGGUGGUAGUGCAGCGGAACGCGCUGGUCUCCAGGCUGGCGACGCCCUGAUCCGCGUCAACACCACUGACGUAUACCUGUUGCGUCAUCAAGAGGCUCAGGACGCCAUCCGCGCCGCUGGAGGCAACCUCGAACUCACCGUACAACGUGGAGGCGGCACUUGGCGUCCGUCCGUCACUCCGACCGGCAGCCUGCCCAGGCCUGGUUCCAGAUCCAUCGGCAGUACCCCGACCCUCGUCACCAACACCUCGCUCAAGGCCACGCCGCAACCAUCCCGCGCUUUUGGCUCCGGACACAACAAUGUUGCUAAACCCUUUGGCUACAUGAACGGCAACGACUCAGUCAAGAGCAUAGUGAACAAACAGUACAACACCCCUGUCAAUAUGUACAGCGACAAAACCAUCGCGGAGACGCUCUCGGCGCAAACUGAAGUCCUGGCUGGAGGAGUCCUGGGAGUGAACUUUAAGAAAAAUGAGAAGACAUACGAUGCAGAAAAAAGUGCCGUUUUCAAGGUUCUGCAAGAGGAACAGAACGACCCCGAACCAGAGCCUUCUCACUUUUACUCGCGAGCGAGCGUGGCGCGCGCGGGCACGCCGUGCAGCCUGCACCGCACGCACCGGUCGCGCUCGCGCACGCCGCGCGUGCUGGCGGGCACGCCGCAGCCGCCGCCGCCCGUGGCGCGCGCCAGCACGGGCACGCAGACGCCGCAGGAGCAGCUGGCGCCCGAGCCGCCGCACCGGCCCAGCAUCCCCAUGGGCUGCCACGAGGUGCUGCCGGACGGCCGCAUCGCGCUCGGCGCGCCCGCGCUGCCGCAGCCCCGCGACGCGCUGCCGGUCGUCAACGACACCCCCUAUUGCUCCGACUGUAAUCGCUACAUUAUCGGUGUGUUCGUGCGCAUCAAGGACAAGAACCUGCACGUGGAAUGCUUCAAGUGCUCGACGUGCGGCACUUCACUCAAAAAUCAGGGCUACUACAACCUGAACGGGAAACUGUAUUGUGACAUUCACGCUAAGCUCGUCGCCCGCAACAACCCGCCUGCGCCCAAUCUUGAACCUGUUACCGUGCCUCCUGGCAGCAGGAUCCCUAGCAACACAUACUCGACUCCGCUGCCACCACUGGCGACUAACAACUACACCAAUGGAUCGUCUUCUCUGUUCAGCCCAUCAAGCAACCUGUCUGGACCGAAGCCAUUCGGAUCCUCAAUCGGGUCUGCCUACUCUCCAUCGCUGUCUCCUCGCUCAGCGCCGAUGUCGCCCGCGCGGCCGGUCACCGCGCCCGCACCAGCGCCGGCCCCACUGGUCGCUCCAGCCCCGGCCCCUGUACCUCCACCAGCGGCUCCAUUCGCGCCCACACAAAAUGUAAAAAGCAUUGUGUGGCCCCCACCCGCCAAUCCCUCUGAUGAUGAACCGCCAAAGUAUGACCCCAGUAUGAAGCCUGCGGCUCCUGCUUGUGGGAAAGAAAUUAUAUCGCAGUCGGUCAACAAAAUCAUUAAAGACACCGAAUCAAACAUUGCGAAUAUGCAACAACAAAUGGAACAAUUUGUAACAUCUUCAAAACAAAUAGAAGAAUUUUCAUCAAGUGUUUCGUAUGCUUCUGCGGCAAUGUCUUCUAUGACUGCAACCACUAAAUCCGAAUCUAUUGCACAAAGCAAACAAUCCCAAAUAAUGCAAGAAUCUACGAGUCAAACCAUACAGUCGUAUUCACAGGAGUCCUCAAAAUGCCAAAGUAAAACUUUAUAUGAAGCACAAACUUGCCCUUCAAAGGGCGAUAAUCCUGUAAGCAAAAUUGAAAAAGUUCAAACCAUUCAAUCUAAAGAAGACGUACAGUCUAAAAUUUCUGAAAGCAAAAUUGUAAAAAUAUCUGAUCCUCCAAAAGUUGAAGAUAAGAGACAAGUUAUUCAGAAUACUGAAUCUAACAUUGAAUGUGCUAGUCAAAAUGUAAGACAAGAAUCAAACACUAAUAAACCUGUAGAAAGUCAUGAAGUCGUAAGUAAUAAUGAACAAGUUAGUCAAACGAAAGAAGCUGCAGUGCAGAAUGAAGUUCGUGGAUCACAAGUUACGGCACAACUAGAAAAUAAAUACAAUGAGAAAACCAACAUACAAUCGGAAACUUCUAAGUUAGGCACUAUGCAAACCUGCAAUAACCCGGUAUCCCAGCAAAAUGUGGCAGGAUCACUCGUAGAUGCAUUAACAACUGCACCGGAUCGCCCAUAUUCACCAUUACCUCAACCUUGUCAGCCUAUCAGUAUAACCGGACAACCUAUAUGUGAAGAAAAACCAGUUCAGCAUUUAGAGGAACAACAGAUCGAGUCACAAGAGAUGGCUGAAAUAAAUAGAACGCAGUUGCCUGCACAACAAUCACCGAUGUUCAUGCAAGAAAAACGUGCUGUUUCACCAAUACCACCCAUAAAGACAUACAACCCUCCCGAAAAAGUUGAACCUCCAGUUCCAAUGCCCGCAGAAACAAAACCAUACAUACCACCCGAUUUUAAAAUAGUUAUAGAACCUAAAACACCACGCGAAGCAGCAACGACGCCUUUAGUGGAAGCUUUGACAACGGCGCCUGAUAGACCAUUUACGCCAAUAACCACCUAUGAAGAAAACCCAAAUCGCAAUCAAUCAAUAUCAAGGGGAUCGCUAAGGGAUGCCCUAACUAUUGCUCCAGAUAGGCCUUACAGUCCAUUUGGUACCAGUACAAGUACUAGUCAAACAAAUCAAUACAUGACAAGUACUAUUUCUCUGACAGAAACCAACCUAUCUGAUAUUGUCAAACCUAUUGCAACUCAAACAACAACUCAAAUGACUGAUCAUAUGCAUUCUGAAUUCUCAGCGAUGCAAAAUACGUGUAAGCUGCAGUCAUCUUCUGAAAUGUCUGCCUUUAGACCGGUUCCUAAGCAAGUAUUUCCCCCUCCGCAACCUGAAGAGUUUUGCAUGCUGCAAAACUUUCCUCCUAUUAGUAAUGAAUUAAAAACCAGCUUCACUCAGGCAACCAAAACAAAACAAGAAACAUCUUAUUCAGAAUCAAUGAUGAUGCAGCAGUCUUCACUCUCGACUACUAUGGCCAGUCAAGGGUAUUCUUCGGUUAAAACGGCUCAAAAUUAUUUUGAACAAUUAGACAAAAAGGAAUCACUAACUUCAACUGCGGUUAGGUCUAAGUCUGGAUUGCAUAAACCCGAUAGUAUUCCACCUUAUCAAAGAAACUUUGAACAGCUGCCUUCACAAAGAGGAAUUUCACCAGAUAUGUAUAAUGCUCCCGCAGUUUUGCAAAGACCGGUUACGCCAACAACUAACCCACCCACUAGGCCGAAGGAAAAAUCGCUUGAACCAAAUCCACAAGCACAACCGCAGUCUCACUAUGUCUCUCCCCAAGUACAACCGCAAAGAGUUCCACAAAUAAAAACUCCUGUUCAGCAGCCUCCAGUACAGUUCCGUAAAGAAACUCCUAUUACUAUGACAUUUCAACCAGUUACUGAUGAUAACUUCAUGAGAGUAACAAGCAGUCCAGUUCCUCGCAGUAGUCGUCCAACAACUCCAAGUAGUAUGAUUAACAAACCGGCGCCGAUUAUUCCACAUUAUCAGAUGAAUUUAGUAACUGUAGAACAUUUGGCCCCAGAGAGCCAUUUGUAUGAACCGUCAAGUCGAGAAGGCAGCAGGUCGCCUACGCCGAAACCUAGAUCUCGAUCACCUGCGCAGGGUCCUCCUCCGAACCCGUUGAAAGCUCAAGCACCACGCAUUAAAGAUCCACAACCACAAUAUUAUUCAUCGGAUUCAUAUGUUUCUCAAGAUGCUACAAACUUACAAAGGCAACAUGAAAUGGAUCAAAGGAACUUCCAAACCGCAGCCGAAAUUUAUAAUACUGGUGCAACUAAGAGCUGGGGACAAAGUCAACAAAGUCAGCCUUGCAUGGUCAAAGAGCAGAAGCAUUCAAACGUCGGAUACAAAAGCGAAAAUUAUACUAAGGGCGAUAUGAAAUUUAAAGAAGACUCUUUAGUUCAAGAAAAUUACGGUCAAAGACAAAUGCAGUCUCAGAAUGUUAUAGAACAGGGAAAUACCACAGUACAUACGACUAGAAAAACAUUUGAAGAAUUUGAAAGAAAGCAAUCAGCUAAAGUAGUUGAGAUCAGAAAGGGGGGUUCAUCAUUUUCUGGGGCAUACGAAGAAAAUGUGGACUCUAACAUUCGACCUUCCAACAUUAACCCAAAACAAGUGUUUCCACCACCUAUGAUGAGUUUGCCACCUACACAACAGAGUUCAUCUCUUAACCUUACUAAUCAAAAUAUGCAGUCCGCCAAUAGAACAAUAGACAAUUACGAUCCAAAGCCUUCGAUUUCUGGUGCUAACCUAGGUCCAGUGUGUGAUCCUACCCCAUCGACAGGUUCGAGUGUAGGAGCUGCCGCUCGUGGCAAAACUUUUGGUGUUUCCUCCGCACCAAAACGAGGAAGGGGUGUUUUGAAUAAAGCUGCGCUGCCCGGCUCCCGUGUCCCACUAUGCGCUUCCUGUAAUGGGCAUAUUAGGGGACCAUUCAUUACGGCUUUGGGCCGCAUCUGGUGUCCUGAGCACUUCAUUUGCGUGAACGCUACGUGUAGGCGCCCGCUUCAGGACAUCGGUUUCGUUGAAGAAAAUGGUCAACUAUACUGUGAAUUCUGUUUUGAACAGUACAUCGCCCCUGCCUGCGAUAAGUGUCACGCCAAAAUUAAGGGCGAUUGCUUAAACGCUAUCGGCAAGCACUACCACCCAGAAUGCUUCAACUGCGUAUACUGUGGAAAACUGUUCGGAAACAACCCCUUCUUCCUGGAAGAUGGUCUGCCAUACUGUGAAGCUGAUUGGAACGACCUGUUCACGACAAAAUGUUUCGCUUGCGGCUUCCCCGUGGAGGCAGGCGACAGGUGGGUCGAGGCGCUCAACAAUAACUACCACAGUCAGUGCUUCAACUGCACGGUGUGCAAAAAGAAUCUCGAAGGACAGAGUUUCUUCGCCAAGGGAGGUAGACCUUUCUGUAAAACUCACGCCCGCUAGAAGUCCUCAGCAGUUAAUGUAUAACUCCGACACUGUUUACACGACUACUACUUUUCGACCUGUUUCUCCUUCACCUAUCACGCCUCCUCUCAGUACGCCCUCUCCCCAGAGAACUAGGAAGUUGGAAACGCCCCUCCACUUCGAUGGAGGACUGUUUUCCGACAUAAGAAGCACUGAUGGCAAGUUACUCAGCAAAGUCACCGUGGAUCGAGUUCAAAAUUCUGUACGACAUGACACUACUGAUUCCCCAACCAUUAUCACAAAAGGGAAUAAUUACAUAAAUGACAUCGUUAAAACUGAGACGAUCACAAACGAAAAUGUUAUCACGGUAAAAUUCACUCCAGUACCGCCAGAACUCGAUUCACCGAGAUUAUUGACACCGUCACAGAUGUACAGGAUUCAACAGAAGAGUCCCGUCGAAUAUAUUAAAGACACUUAUGAAGAUUUACAAAGUUACAAGAUUGUAAAUUCGUUGUGUAAGGAUAAGUUAUUUGAUAAGGAUAACUUGCAACCGAUAUAUAACGGGGAUAAAAACUCUUUCGACAAUCCUGUUGUUUUAGUACAUUCGCUGAGUAAAGAAAAUGUAUUUGAUAAAGAUAGCUUGGAGCCUGAAUUAAAUCUAGAGGGCAAAAACUUUGACAAACCACAUGUGUUUGAGCCAAUAGAAAGAGCUCACAGUCCACUUGCAAACCUUCUCAUUUCAGAGCAGUUAACUAAGAUAGACCAUUACUUACAGGAGAGUUUAGACGUUUGUUCAGGUGUCAAAGACCGAUUUACUCCAACACCAGAUUUUACUAAAGAAGGGGUAACUGAACACUUGAUCCACACAACAAUCGAAGGAAAACAAGAAGAAAAUGUAGUAGAAUCGAAAUCGACGAAGAAUCUAAUUAGUGAUGAACCCAAGAAAACAUUCAAUACUCGCGAAGAGGAUAAACUAAGUACGAAUGAAACAAUUACAAAUGAAAUUUCAUUAAAUAAGGACACCAAAAAGAGUUUAUCUAAAGUAAACAGUGUCAGUGACAGAAAACCCGGAGUGCUGAGUGCUAUUUAUAAUAUGCCAAUACAUUAUCAUGCAGCAAUUCUGUGUUUCUUAUUAAUUAUAUACAAUCUUAUUUAUCAGUACGUAAAGCAAAACAGUCUUGGUAAUAAAACUAAAUAAGAUGGAAUUUUAGAAAUUAUACGCAUAUUUAACUAGUCAUUGAAUUCAGGGACAUUUUGUUUCUAUAUUUUUACCAAUUUGAUUGAAUAAGUUGUAAAUAGUCACAGGUAACAAAACCUUCUUGACCCCUUUCGUGUCUCAAUAAUCAAUAAUAUUUUAUAUCUAAUUAACAAUUUGGUGCUUUUCACUACUAGAAAUUGCUGGCAGUAUUGUGAUAAUUCACAUUUUAAAUAAGGCUUUGUAUACAGCUUCCGGAAUGUUGCAGUAAACUGUUACUAACAUUAACAGUAGUCCUAAAUAUUAAAAAUAUCGAGAAGUCAUAUAGAUCGGAGACAUACCGAUGAAAUGAUUGGUGCACCAACUAUACAAGAUAAUUAGAGUAAUGUAAUGUAUGUGUACUCUUAUAAGUUUUAAUAAAAUUGUAAUGUUAUUAUCAUGCA
Molecule: messenger RNA, 6947 nt
Organism: Trichoplusia ni (cabbage looper)
Lineage: Eukaryota; Metazoa; Arthropoda; Insecta; Lepidoptera; Noctuidae
Gene: Zasp52
Product: PDZ and LIM domain protein Zasp
Exons: 15
Coding region: 225-5348 (1707 amino acids)
Biological process (GO): actin cytoskeleton organization; muscle structure development; heart development
Cellular component (GO): stress fiber; adherens junction; filamentous actin
Molecular function (GO): actin binding; muscle alpha-actinin binding
Source: RefSeq, a predicted model, not a curated record